Paramormyrops kingsleyae is the source of this 2242-nucleotide messenger RNA. Its product is annotated as Fc receptor-like protein 4. The record is from RefSeq and is a predicted model, not a curated record. Gene Ontology annotation, biological process: cell surface receptor signaling pathway; immune response. NCBI's taxonomy places the organism in Eukaryota, Metazoa, Chordata, Actinopteri, Osteoglossiformes, Mormyridae. Gene Ontology annotation, molecular function: transmembrane signaling receptor activity. Gene Ontology annotation, cellular component: external side of plasma membrane.
UAAUCUGCUCCUGCCAGAACAGAGGCAAUCAUAAGGCAGUAGCGAGAAAAACAGAUAAAGCAGCAUCUGUACUGCGGCUUGCUAACCAGUUUAGGUUUGACCUGGUAGGAUUGACCCCAGAUGGAUUAUCCCAUCGUUUUGCAGCUAAACGCUCAAUGUGUCUGUUUUCUAACAGUUUUAUUAGUCUUCAUAUCUAAUUUCUUCAGUGAAGGAGGAUAUUUGCCCACUCUGUCUAUUUGCUCUAAUAGGACAGAGGUUUUAAAAGACGAACAUGUUCUACUUCAGUGUAGAACAAGUUGCUCAAAGUCAAUUUUAUGGACAAAGGACAAUAUAAAUUUACGUUACCCUCAAACAAAACAGUUAUUAAUGAAAACUUCAGAGAAGGACAGUGGACUUUAUCAGUGUCAGUGUGAAAAUCAGAAAAGUAACACUGUAGAUUUAAAAGUCAAAGAGGUCAUCAUAGAAGUCACAUCCCAAACAGUGACAGAGGGAGACACUGUGACCUUUUAUUGUCUCACAAAAAGAAACAUAUAUUACUAUGACUUCUACAAAGACCAAAGAUUCAUGAUCCGUAACAAUGGCGAGAUGACCCUAAAUAAUGUGGCUAAGACACAUGAAGGAGAAUAUUAUUGUGUUUCUUAUCAAAAAUACCCAUUAUCCUUAUCAUCAUCCAAGAUUCACCUCAGGGUAUCAGACUUCUUCCAGUCUGUCACUCUGUCCCCCCACCCCGGCUCCAGCGUGUCAGACACCUCCUCCCUCUCCCUGCUCUGUGACUCCCACCCCAGCUCCCCCUUAGGCCAGGCUGAGAUCCUCUACAGUUUCUACCAUGGUUCACAGAUCCAGGCAAUAACUCACCAGCCCUGGUACAACAUUUCCCAUGUCCAGUACUCUGUGACUGGUGGGAAAUAUCACUGUGUGGCCAGCAUAGAAAAGAAAAACAUCAAGAAAGAAAGUAAUGCAGUGAAUAUCCACGUACAAGCUCUUCCUCUCUCGGGCGUGGCUUUGCAAACAUGGCCUCGGGACGGAAGAGUAUCCGAGGGCAGCGAGCUCGUCCUCGGCUGUUCAGUGGACACUUCAUCCUCGCCCAUGUGGUUCAGCUGGUACAGAUCCAGAAACAAGUGGAGCGGCUUCGAAUCGGGGAAUCUUGCCAGAAGGAAGUCACACGAAAGGACAGCACAGAUUGUCCUGACCGUGAUGAAUGAAACUGACUCUGGAAAUUAUAACUGCUUAGUUUCUUAUGAAGAUGAAAUGGAGGUGGUGCCUAGCCAGUAUGUUAACAUCAGUGUACUUGUAUCGGUCACUGGUGUGAAUCUUUCCAUCUCCACCUCCAACCACAACACCACCCUCCUCUGUUCAGCUGAGAGUCUCUCUAGAUACCUUGUCAUCUCCUGGAUUAAAGACGGGGCCCCCCUUUCCACCCCGCCAUCCCUCCCUUCAGCAUACGUCACAGAACAGGAGAAGCUGCACAUCGACACAUCGCAGUCAGAGACACACGGAACGUACUGGUGCAGCGUGCACAAUGAAAUGUUGCCUGGAAACUGCAGCUGGAGCAACACCGUGCAGGUUUUUGCUCAUCCAGGAGCAACACAUACAGCCUACUGUGUCAUACCCCUCAGUCUGCUGGCAUUGAUUUCCAUUGGCUUUUUUGUAUUUUGGAAGAAACAUUCGCACUCCAAGGAAAUCUCACAUUCUCAUGUACCACAAGUUAUCCAGGAAGAGAACAGAAGAGACUCCUUGGGUCCAACCUUACAUUACAAUGUUCAGCAAGACGAUAUUGUAGAGGAGGUACACUACGCAGCUGUGAAUAUAACACAGAAAAACAGAGGCAGGAGAGACGGAGGGAAAAUUGAAGAAACUUCUGGAGAUUCUGCUGUUAUCUACUCUACAAUUACACAUCCCAAACCCUCUUUCAACAGGCUGGACCCUUUAUACAGCAACACAAAAUCUGUUUUCAACUGAAUACAUUGUAUAUAUUUAAAUAUUGUUGUAUAUAUAUUCUACAUACUGUAUAAACAUUUGUUACCCCCCCCCCCCACAGAGUACAUUGGGGCUUUCUUACACAGACUAGCUUGCCAAAGUUUUAACAAAUAAUUUUACUGUUGCUUAUAUUAGCAAGUGUUUAUAAAACAGCAUGUUUUAUAAUAAUCCUUUAUUUUCACUGAAGCUGAUUUAUAUGCUAGUUAAAAAAAAAGUGCACUGAUAAGAACUGGUAAAAAAAAUAAACAUCAGACCUUUAACAUCA